UCACAUUCUCACCUUCUUCUUCCUAGUCUCUCCAUCUCUCAAAUAUACCGUCAUCUCUUCUUCUCUUCUAUAUCUUCCAAGUGCUAUACAUACUCUUCCUCUUGAUUUCCUUUCUCCUGUAUCCCCAGAGAUAUAUAAUUAUAGAGAUAUGGUAGUGGCAUCUCCAACUAAACUUCACAGUGAAGAGCACCUGGCCAUUGAGCUUCCUACAGUAGACCUCUCAGGAGAUAGAUCAAUGGUUUCCAAUCUCAUUGUCAAAGCCUGUGAGGAAUAUGGUUUCUUCAAGGUGAAAAACCAUGGUGUUCCUCAUGACAUCAUUGCCAAAAUGGAGAAAGAAAGUUUCAACUUCUUUGCCAAACCAUUCGAUGAAAAGCAAAAGGUUGAGCUGGCCAAACCCUUUGGUUAUGGCUGCAAAAAUAUUGGCUUCAGGGGUGAUAUAGGAGAGGUGGAAUAUCUACUUCUUAAUACCAACCCUCUCUCCAUAGCUGAAAGCUCCGCUGUGAGUGCUUACAUAGAAGCAGUUAGGGAGCUGGCAUGUGAGUUAUUAGAUCUGAUGGCGGAGGGGCUGCGGGUCCCGGAUAAAUCAGUGUUUAGUAGGCUAAUCAGAGAUGUUGACAGUGACUCCCUCAUCAGGUUAAACCACUACCCCCCUAUGCCUCUGCUCUGCAAGGAUGAUGACUCGUCACCUUGUAACCAAAACAAGGUAGGGUUCGGAGAGCAUUCUGACCCUCAGAUCUUGACCAUCUUGAGAUCCAACGAUGUGGGUGGCCUUCAGAUUUCCUUAAAUGAUGGUGCGUGGGUCCCAGUAACACCUGAUCCCGCUACCUUCUGGGUUAAUGUGGGUGACUUGUUACAGGCAAUGACAAAUGGGAGAUUUGUAAGUGUGAGGCACAAAGCCCUAACCAACUCUUCCAAGUCUAGAAUGUCAAUGGCCUAUUUUGCUGGCCCUCCACCCAAUGCGAGGAUCACUGUUCCACCAGAAAUGAUUACCCCCACCAAGCCGGCAUUAUACAAGCCCUUUACCUGGGCUGAAUUCAAGAAAGCUGCUUAUGCUAUGCGACUUGGAGAUAGACGCCUUGGUCUAUUCAGGAUGGAAGGAGAUGAGCAAGUUGCUUGAUGAGUUUUUGUUUUUGUUUUUUGAUAGUCGAGUAUUAUGUAGUAAAUAUGUAAGUUCAGUGUCUCUUUCUGUACGCCUGCCCUAGAAAGAAUUUUGCCGUUGGAUAUCCUUUUCAUUGCCACUGCUUAUCACAGGAUAUCCAGAGACGGCGUUGUAGUACGGGGGAUAUGAGUAAAUGGUGCGGUAGUAUCACCUUAGUCUAGUCAUCAGUGUAAAAAACUUUCUUCUGAAUCCUGUCUAGGGGCCAGUAGGUGGCGGUUAGCUCCAUCAUGGAUUCUUUCCACAUGACGAGCAGAUGGAUAGUGAAAGCCCUACCAGGAUAAAGAUGUUAUAUGAAGGUGAAAUAAAUUUGAAUAUGGAAAAUCAA
Molecule: messenger RNA, 1484 nt
Organism: Populus nigra (black poplar)
Lineage: Eukaryota; Viridiplantae; Streptophyta; Magnoliopsida; Malpighiales; Salicaceae
Product: gibberellin 2-beta-dioxygenase 2-like
Exons: 3
Coding region: 149-1117 (322 amino acids)
Biological process (GO): response to light stimulus; gibberellin catabolic process
Source: RefSeq, a predicted model, not a curated record